Molecule: messenger RNA, 3774 nt
Organism: Gregarina niphandrodes
Lineage: Eukaryota; Apicomplexa; Conoidasida; Eugregarinorida; Gregarinidae
Product: calpain
Exons: 2
Coding region: 1-3774 (1257 amino acids)
Biological process (GO): proteolysis
Molecular function (GO): calcium-dependent cysteine-type endopeptidase activity
Source: RefSeq, a predicted model, not a curated record
AUGGGUUGCAGCUGCAGCGCUCGGCGACAAGCCUCGCCCGCCCACACCAUGUACGUCGCACACCAAGCAACAACUCACAUCUGCAGAUCAGCUCCACGGCAAGCCAAGCGCCGGCGAAACCAAACCCAAGAUUCCAUGGACGACCCCGAUGCUGAAGAACCGGCGCUGGACCGACCAGCACUGGACCCCCAUCGCGCGGCAUUCCUGCCUAAUUCCGGCGGCAACGCACCCCGUGGCGAAUCUAGCGGCCUCGCGCAACGCAUGGCCUACUUCGAUAAGAAGUGCCUCAUCCGGUCCAGCCUCAAUGACCAGUCUAGCCCCAUUCGCAACGGCGACCAGGAACACCACCAAAUGGUGCGCUGGACUCUCGACGAUUCAGACAUAGCCGCCAACUUCUGGGUCCAGGGGCCCCCGCAACCACGGAAGGGGCUCGUCCACGAAGACAUUUUGCUGGGCUGGAACGAACUGGACGAUGGCAAGUUUGCGGACCCGAUGGGGAGUUUGACGCUGUCGAACAAACAGUAUUAUAAAAUUCAUGCGUGGAAAAGGAUCAGCGAACUGGAAGUCCCGUACUACGCCUUGUCCGAAUCCAAGGAGUUCAGCACCUUGGUCAGCGAUGAUGAUGGACGACCGAUGCGGCCGGGCGAGCCACUUAAGGCCCGGAUAAUGGCCGAAAAUCCAAAGGCGGUCUCCAUUCGCCAGGGUUUCGUCGGCGACUGCUCAUUUCUCUCGAGUUUGGCUUCUUUGGCAGAAUAUGCCGCUCGAACAAGCAUUAAGGUCUUGCGUCCACUGCUAUAUCCGCAGGACAACCAGGGGUGUCCUAUAAUAAACCCGCACGGAAUGUACGGCUGUAAACUAUACUUUAAUGGCAGCCACCGAAAAGUCGUCGUGGACGACUUUGUACCGGUUAAAAAGGAUGGCCGCGUCCUUUCUGCCCAUACGGUGAAUCAGCGAGAUAUGUGGGUCACGCUUCUGGAGAAAGCAUUUAUCCGCCUGUCCGGUGGAGCAUACUAUAUGCACGGCAGCAAUCCGGGUUCGGAUUUAUUUCAUCUGACCGGUUGGCUACCCGAAACCGUCCCGUUCAAAAAGGAGACGAUGAAUCGCAGCAGCAGCCAUGCCGUCAGCGGCAGCAGUCGGCAUCAGGACCGAUCUGGCGGCAAAAAUCCGUCUGGAGGAAAAAUGGAAGCGCGCGCUGAAGUGCGCGCACACGUGUGUGCUGCCUCGGGGCCGAUGUCAAAAAGCCCGUCUGCUCGCGGCAUGGGUCGCUGGGACGCAGUUUGGCAGCAAAUGUAUCGAGGGUUCGUCGGCGGGACCUGCGUAGUCUGUUUGGGAACGUCUGAAGUGGCUGAUAGCGCGCCGAGUGGCUUAGAGUAUGUAGAGGGAGUGAGUAUGAGCAGCGGGAUAGUAGCGCGGCAUGCGUACGCGGUGAUUCGCAUGGUGGAGCACGGCCCGCUCAAGUUGGUGUUAGUGCGAAAUCCAUGGUCGGUGAUUCGGUGGAAGUUAUCGUUCUGUCCGGGAGAUCCGUGUUGGACGCCGGAAUUGGAGCGGUUGUGUGGCUAUAAUUCCUCGAAGGCGGCAGAGGUGGACGACGGUUGUUUCUGGAUUCGUUGGGAGGACAUAAUUCUGUGGUUUUCGCACGUCUACAUUUGUUGGAAUUCAAACUGUUUGCGUUACCGAAUAUCGCUGGACGACAUCUGGGGCGACGACGUGCAUUUGCAGGAAAGCCUGUUGCCCGAUGACACGCAUCUGAUUCUGUACAACCCACAGUUCCGCUUCAAAGUGUGUCCCGUGUUCGCGCAGACGCGGCAACAGUACAAAGAGCUCCAGGCCCGGCGACAAACCAACCCCGAGGCCUUUGUGGUCACCGUCUGGGUCCUCCUCAGUCGGCACCUGCAGUUACGCAAUCGUGACGCUCAUCAACGCUAUAUUGCCUGUCACGUCUACCGUGGCAACCGUCGUCAAAUCUGCGGAAACGGCGCCGUCCAUCAAGGCAUCUAUAGCAACGGUGAGUGCGUCCUGCUACGACUAGACGUCCUGCGCCCCGUGGUCCUCGGUAACGCCGGUACCACCAUCGUCUGGACCCCGCCCACACCGCACAACGAGUCCACCCACACCUCGAACAACUACCAUGCCUUCCACCCAUCGAACAACGAAGAUCGCUCGCUGGGCCGAACUGGAGGAGCGAAACUCCGUGCCAACACGGAAGCCAGCAGCAACACUGCGGACAUGGCCAGCUACGGCGACACGGCGGGCUAUGUCGAUGUGGCCAGUUGCGGCGGCGACGCGGCCAGUAGCGGCGAAAUGGUAGAGACCACCACCUGGAGCGGUCUGGAGCGCUGUAUUCUGGAGCCGAACUUCGUGGACAACUCCUCCGUGGACGAGAUAACCGGUAGUAACACUCAGUACUUGGAUGACGAGGAACAUGUGCUAGUUGUCUCGCAAUAUGGUCAAAAAUCCACCUUCAAGUUUACGCUACGCAUGCAUGCCAAUUUACCUAUCGCUGUCAGACAGUUGCCGCCCCUAAUUCCUAACACGGGCGUGGACGCAUCCCUGCUGCCUUGUGGCAGCCCGGUGGCUAACGAGACGACCGCCUUUGCCUCCAAAGGGCGUCUUAAUCCGAACCUGAACUCCCCCGGUUCGAAUCCAAGUGCGUACCAAAGUGCGCACCAAGGUUCGAAACCGGGUAAGUUAUGGCAGACUAUUCGGAUCAAUGACCAGUGGAACCGUAGCAACUCUGGCGGCUGCUCAAACGACUUGUGGGAGUACUUUCGGAAUCCGCAUUACCGACUGGAAGUGCCUGUGCGCUGUCGUGUGAUCAUUGUGCUUGAGACGCCCGCGGACGUCUCAGUGGGACUACGACUAUUUACUUCCCGUUUCGCCUCGCCGCGGGCACUUCGGACAUGCACCGCCUACUCCUCGGGUAGUUACCGCCAGAACGCCUGUUGUCUGGACUUGCGCCUGAACCCGGGGGAAUAUACCCUAAUCCCCAGUACCUUCAGCAACAACCAGUUCGUCAAAUACCAGAUCACUUGUCAUCUUGACAUCCCGGACGCUACUCUUAACACAGUGACAGAGAAGCUGCGUCUUUGCACGGCCUCUCGUGGACACUCGAGUGUGUUGCCGGAUGGCCGGUGCGGUAACGAAAUCUACUACCAUGGUUUGUGCUUGAUGGCGAUUCCGUAUCCGUUCUGUAAGGAAAGCCGUUUCGUAUCGGAGUAUCACGGCAGUAGUAUGUUGAGGCUCUUUGCACUGAAGCCAGUAGUAGCCAAGUCGCCGCUGUCGGUGCGGUUGCAGGUACAUGACCGCAGUCUUAGCGGCGAAGUUUGGCCGUCGCUGACGGUGCUCUGUGUCCUGCGAGGGCCACGACAGGCAGAAAACGACCUGGGGCUGCAGACUGUGGACUGGGCGCGAUAUGGCCGACUGCAGGCGCUUCGGCAACAAGAUAGCGCCGUAGUCGGUGUCCUGACCUUUUCGGACAUUGAAGGCGGCCUCAGUGCUGACGCCAAGACCCCCAGCUCCGCCGCGGCCCGCCUCUACACCAAGUACAACAUCGUUUGUAUCUCAUCCGUCUCCGUCUAUGGACCACCCGCCGCCCAAAUAGAGUACUAUCUCUACCUCAGUCCCGUCCCCGCAGAGUACGCGCAAGCAAGAGAUAGACCCACCUGCCGCGCAGAUUUCUGGAACUCCUUCUACGAUACCACUGCCUCCUGCAGCUACACCCUCAGCAUCAUGGGCUUGCCAAACCACGUGCAAAUCCGAGAACUUUUUCCCUAG